AUGAUGGACGAUUUCGCCUCAGAGUCGGAUAGCGACUACACGAGCUACUGGCGCGAUUGGUUCAUAUCCUCGCGCGGCAACGAGUACUUUUGCGAGAUUGACGAGGAUUACCUCACUGACCGCUUCAAUCUGACCGGCUUGAACACCGAGGUGCAGUACUAUCAGUAUGCGCUCGACCUCAUCACCGAUGUAUUCGAUCUCGACUGCGACGAUGAUAUGAGGGAGACAAUCGAGAAGUCGGCUAGGCACCUGUACGGCUUGAUUCAUGCAAGAUACAUCGUCACCACGAGAGGGCUGGCAAAGAUGCUCGACAAGUAUAAAAAGGCCGACUUUGGAAAGUGCCCGCGCGUCUUUUGUCACUCGCAUCCGCUGCUCCCCAUGGGCCAGACGGACGUGCCCAACCAGAAGCCGGCCAAGCUGUACUGCGCGCGGUGCGAGGACAUUUACAACCCCAAGUCGUCGCGGCACGCCACCAUUGACGGUGCCUAUUUUGGCACCUCGUUCCACAACAUCAUGUUCCAGGUCUACCCGGCCCUGGUGCCGCCCAAGAGCGCCGAGCGCUACAUCCCUCGCGUCUACGGCUUCCGCGUCCACGCCCCUGCCGCCCUGAUUCGCUGGCAAAACGCCCGCCGCACCGACAUGCUGCGCCGCCUGCGCAAGAUGGAGGUCGAGAGCGGUUUCAAGGGCGAGAAUGGCGAGGACCUUGAUGACCUGGACGAGGACGACGAUGACGAGGAGGACGAAGAGGCUGCCGCGCUGCUCCACGAAGGGGCCGGAAAUGUGAACCUGGACCGCGAUAAUGAUGUUGUUAUAGCGGGCGAUGCUCAUCAUGCUGGCUAG
Messenger RNA from Pestalotiopsis fici W106-1, 840 nucleotides. Its product is annotated as Casein kinase II subunit beta-2. Gene Ontology annotation, molecular function: protein kinase regulator activity. Gene Ontology annotation, cellular component: protein kinase CK2 complex; cytoplasm. Bases 1 to 840 code for a protein of 279 amino acids. The record is from RefSeq and is a predicted model, not a curated record. Lineage: Eukaryota; Fungi; Ascomycota; Sordariomycetes; Amphisphaeriales; Sporocadaceae. The transcript has 3 exons.